Molecule: messenger RNA, 300 nt
Organism: Echinostoma caproni
Lineage: Eukaryota; Metazoa; Platyhelminthes; Trematoda; Plagiorchiida; Echinostomatidae
Source: the annotation of a GenBank genome assembly
AUGCAGUUUAUUGCAAACUGUUACGAGGAUCAAUCACGAAGGAGUCCCUCUACACGACGGAACUAUGCACAAUUGAUUUCCCGCCUCACUGUGCCGGAGUCAAUUUAUGCCUUGUUGCUCUAUCGAGAUGUUUGGGACACAGACGAUUUCGAGCCGUAUCUGAUCGAUGGACAUGGUGGAAAUGUGCCACUGGGCCUCCCACUGAACGCUUCUCGCAUCGAGGACGAUGGUGAAGGUGGUCUGUUGAUAGGGUGCCGUUUCAUUCCCGAUUGUCCAUCAAAUCCUGCCCAGGUGAACUAA